Messenger RNA from Lactuca sativa (garden lettuce), 762 nucleotides. Its product is annotated as peptidyl-prolyl cis-trans isomerase 2. NCBI's taxonomy places the organism in Eukaryota, Viridiplantae, Streptophyta, Magnoliopsida, Asterales, Asteraceae. Gene Ontology annotation, cellular component: cytoplasm. Gene Ontology annotation, biological process: protein peptidyl-prolyl isomerization; protein folding. The record is from RefSeq and is a predicted model, not a curated record. Gene Ontology annotation, molecular function: peptidyl-prolyl cis-trans isomerase activity; cyclosporin A binding.
AACCCCUAAACCCUAAAAGCAUCUGUUUUUGACUCUGGGAAAUAGUGUGAGGAUAAUCUUUACAAAAAAUCCAUUAAUGGCUAACCCUAAGGUUUUCUUUGACAUGACCGUCGGUGGUGCCCCCACCGGGAGGAUCGUCAUGGAGCUGUAUGCAGAUACCACUCCCAGAACCGCCGAGAACUUCCGCGCUCUGUGCACCGGUGAGAAGGGAAAAGGUACCUCCGGCAAGCCCUUGCAUUUCAAGGGAUCCUGCUUCCACCGUGUGAUCCCUAACUUCAUGUGCCAGGGAGGUGACUUCACCAGAGGAAAUGGAACCGGCGGCGAAUCAAUCUACGGAAACAAGUUCGCCGAUGAGAACUUCAUCAAGAAGCACACCGGUCCAGGUAUCCUCUCCAUGGCCAACGCCGGUCCCAACACCAACGGAUCGCAGUUUUUCAUCUGCACCGCUAAAACCGAGUGGCUCGACGGCAAGCACGUCGUGUUCGGAAGGGUCGUUGAAGGAAUGGAUGUUGUGAAGGCGAUCGAGAAGGUUGGAUCUGGCAGCGGAAGCACCUCAAAGCCGGUGGUCGUCGCCGAUUGCGGUCAACUCUGAUGGAUCUGUAUCAGACUGGAUGAGUUUCUAUAUCUUUCUGAUUUUUCCUUUCCUGUGUGAUCUUUAAUCGUUUUCAUGGUGGUUGUUCUUAGGGUUUAUCUAUGUUUGUGGGUGGUUUCGUUGACUCUAUGCUUGGUAUAAAUAAGAUUAGUUUCACACUUUCACUGUUA